GUGUGCUGAGCUGGUCUUGCUGUCCACAAUGACUGCUGUGGCCUCGGCGUGAUCGUGGGGCAGGUAACCAGGUGAGCUGAGGCCAGGAUUUCUCCGAAGACCUGGUACGGCCGACUAAUCCCUGUGAAGAGGGACCAUUGCCAUGGAAACCAGAGCUUUGGGCGGGUGGGGAUUGUGGCCGCGAACACCCUUGCCUGAGGCUUCCUGCGCGGCUGCUUCCUGAACUAACCUGCGGUCCUCCUGCGGCAGAGUUUUUCGUGGCUACAGCCUACUAGAAACGCACCCCUCAUGCCUUGCUGGCUGCUGACCCACUGCCUUGAUGACAGCGCCCCCGUGUGCCCUCCCAAUUCAGUUCCCGCAGCCCUCAGUCAGCGGCCUCUCACAGAUUACCAGGAGCCUAUAUAUCAGCAAUGGUGUGGCUGCCAACAACAAACUCCUGCUAUCCAGCAACCAGAUCACCACAGUCAUCAAUGUCUCUGUGGAAGUGGUGAACACCUUAUAUGACGAUGUCCAGUAUGUGCAAGUGCCUGUAACUGACACACCCAUCUCACGUCUCUGUGAUUUCUUUGACCCUAUUGCUGACCACAUUCACAGUGUGGAGAUGAAGCAAGGCCGCACGCUGCUGCACUGUGCUGCUGGUGUGAGCCGCUCAGCUGCCCUGUGCCUUGCCUACCUCAUGAAGUACCAUGCCAUGUCCCUGCUGGAUGCCCACACAUGGACCAAGUCAUGCCGGCCUAUCAUCCGGCCCAACAGUGGCUUUUGGGAACAGCUCAUCCACUAUGAGUUCCAGCUGUUUGGCAGGAACACUGUGCACAUGGUCAGCUCCCCAGUGGGAAUGAUCCCUGACAUCUAUGAGAAGGAAGUCCAUUUGAUGAUUCCACUGUGAGCUGUCUUGCCAUCUUUUGUAUUGGGGACAGAGGUGCAGGUCUGUUGGUCAUAUACCAAGAACUGAACUUGAACAUCCUACUUUGGUUGAUACAGAAAAAAGCAGAUGAUGCCUUUCAUGAAAGCAGGAAAAAGAAUUGCUAUAGCCUUUAACCUUAUAAUAUGUAUAUCUUUAAAGAUUAAACUCACUAAUUGUGAGAUGGUGAAAA
This is a messenger RNA of Otolemur garnettii (small-eared galago), 1094 nucleotides long. It is a transcript of the gene DUSP18, whose product is annotated as dual specificity phosphatase 18. Gene Ontology annotation, biological process: protein dephosphorylation. Gene Ontology annotation, molecular function: MAP kinase tyrosine/serine/threonine phosphatase activity. The coding region runs from base 320 to 886 and encodes 188 amino acids. The transcript is spliced from 2 exons. The record is from RefSeq and is a predicted model, not a curated record. NCBI's taxonomy places the organism in Eukaryota, Metazoa, Chordata, Mammalia, Primates, Galagidae.